AUGCACCAUUUUCUGAUUACUAGAUUCACUCAUAGAACCCUAAAUUCAAGUGUUCUUUCCCACAAUGCUUUUUCUCUUUUCUUCAAUUAUCGUUAUUUCUCUGUUUCCAACACAAAUCACCAUCAUAAAGAUGAAAACUUUACAUUAUCAAGCUUCGUAAAAUCAUGUGGGUUGUCCCCUGAAGCAACCCUAAAACUCUCCAAAAGGUUACAAAUCAAAAACCCAAAUUCCCCAAAUGCUGUUAUUCAACUUCUCAAAACCUAUGGCUUCUCUGAUUCCCAAUUACGUAGCGUUGUAAAGAAACUACCUUUUCUUCUUUUAUCAAAUGCCGAAAAGACCCUUUUGCCCAAACUCAAAUUUUUUGAUUCCAUUGGGGUUUCAUCCACUGAUCUCCCCAAAAUCUUAAUUGGUAACUGUGCCUUUUUGUCAACAAGCUUGAAGAAUAACCUAAUCCCUCGUUAUGAAAUUACGCGGAGCCUAGUUCGCAACGAUGAUGAGGUUGUUUCGGUUAUGAAGCAUUGGUCAAGGAACUUUUACAAUAAUUCUAUGUUAAAUGAUUCUAUUCCAAAUAUUGAGGUUUUGAGAAAGCUUGGUCUACCUCAAAGUUCAAUUUCACUUUUGGUAUCCAAUUUUCCGAAUGUAGCAUUCGGCAACCAUUCGAAAUUCGUUGAGUCUGUAAAUACAGUGAAAGAAAUGGGGUUUGAUCCUUUGAAGACGUAUUUUGUUUUGGCACUUCAAGUAAUUGCAAAGAUGGACAAAGAAACAUGGGAAUCAAAAUUGAAGCUUUUCGAGAAGUUUGGUUGGUCGAGAGAUAUAUGUCUUUCGGCAUUCAAAUUGCUAGGUGCCCUGGGAUUCUGA
Molecule: messenger RNA, 858 nt
Organism: Cicer arietinum (chickpea)
Lineage: Eukaryota; Viridiplantae; Streptophyta; Magnoliopsida; Fabales; Fabaceae
Biological process (GO): regulation of DNA-templated transcription
Molecular function (GO): double-stranded DNA binding
Source: RefSeq, a predicted model, not a curated record